UGCCAGAGGAACCUCCAGCUGCCCGUCGCGGAGAGCGUGCCUGGCUCGCUGCCGGUGUCGGCAUUCUUGGGGAACCAGGAUUUCACUUUGCAGCGGGGGAAGCAGCUGAAUGCAUGGCUGCUGCUGAAAUACUUGAAGUUUUGCUACAGCGACCCGACGAAAAUUGGCGUCUUGGCAAAGCAAUACCUUGAGCGAGGCCUUCUGGUGCCGGACCACGUCAUCACGCGCGUGAUGAUGACGGAGCUGGAGAAGCGACGAGAGCAGCACUGGCUGCUGGAUGGUUUCCCUCGGACGCUGGGGCAAGCCGAGGCGCUGGACAGGAUCUGUGAGCUGGACCUGGUGAUCAGCUUGAACAUCCCUUUCGAGACGCUGAAGGAUCGGCUGAGCGCCCGCUGGGUCCACCCGGCCAGCGGAAGGGUGUACAACAUGGACUUCAAUCCUCCCCAGGUCCAGGGCGUCGAUGACCUGACAGGCGAGCCACUGGUCCAGCGUGAGGACGACAAACCCGAGGCUGUCGCUGCUAGGCUCAGAAAAUACAAAGAUGCUGCAAAGCCAGUGAUAGAGUUGUACAAGAGCAGAGGCAUCCUUCACUCCUUCUCGGGGACAGAGACCAACAAGAUCUGGCCAUACGUGUACACCCUGCUUUCCAGCAAGAUCCCACCCAUUCUUUCGGACAAGGAGAACUAA
Molecule: messenger RNA, 687 nt
Organism: Pterocles gutturalis (yellow-throated sandgrouse)
Lineage: Eukaryota; Metazoa; Chordata; Aves; Pterocliformes; Pteroclidae
Product: adenylate kinase 4, mitochondrial-like
Exons: 5
Biological process (GO): nucleobase-containing compound metabolic process
Cellular component (GO): cytoplasm
Molecular function (GO): ATP binding; nucleoside diphosphate kinase activity; AMP kinase activity
Source: RefSeq, a predicted model, not a curated record